UUCAGCUGUAACGGAAUAACCGCUGAGUUACCGCCGGCUCCUCAGAGCGGAGCUGAUCCUGAAUCAGUCUGUGCGGACAGCAGCCUUUUCACCUUGACACCAGCCAUGGCGUCUGCAACUAAGAUUAUUCAGAGGCUAAGGAACCUUUUGUCAGGGCAAGACCUGCAAGCAAAGCUGCAGUUACGUUACGGUGAAAUUGCUAAAAGGACUCAGCCGCCUCCCAAACUUCCAGUUGGACCCAGCCAUAAAUUUGCCAACAACUACUAUCAUACCAGAGAUGGAAGACGGGAGGCUAUUCCCCCGACUAUUAUAAUGUCUUCUCAGAAGGCCCUGGCUGCUGGAAGCGAAGCUCCAGGAAAGGUCAAACGUCCUGUGCUGCCUGGACCCGAGCCAAAGGAGCUCCCACUGUCCACUGACCAGCCAUACCUUUGAUCGCUUCAUUUCAUGAGGAGUGUAAUCAUAAAACCUUGUUAAUAGAUGUAUUUUGUCUUUGAUUAAACUGUGUACAUACGGAAACGUUUCAGAUACA
This is a messenger RNA of Pygocentrus nattereri (red-bellied piranha), 529 nucleotides long. RefSeq names its product NADH:ubiquinone oxidoreductase subunit A7 (gene ndufa7). Gene Ontology annotation, cellular component: mitochondrial inner membrane. Gene Ontology annotation, biological process: mitochondrial electron transport, NADH to ubiquinone; ATP synthesis coupled electron transport. Bases 106 to 432 code for a protein of 108 amino acids. The record is from RefSeq and is a predicted model, not a curated record. NCBI's taxonomy places the organism in Eukaryota, Metazoa, Chordata, Actinopteri, Characiformes, Serrasalmidae. The transcript is spliced from 4 exons.